AUGGCUGACACACUGGAGUUCAACGAGAUCUACCAGGAGGUGAAGGGAUCCAUGAACGACGGGCGGCUGCGGCUGAGCCGCCAGGGCGUGAUCUUCAAGAACAGCAAGACAGGGAAGGUGGACAACAUCCAGGCCUCCGAGCUGGCCGAGGGCGUGUGGCGGCGCGUGGCGCUCGGUCACGGCCUCAAGCUGCUCACCAAGAAUGGCCACGUCUACAAAUACGAUGGUUUCCGGGAAUCGGAGUUUGAUAAGCUCUCAGAUUUCUUCAAGGCCCACUACCGCCUGGAGCUGGCGGAGAAGGACCUGUGCGUGAAGGGCUGGAACUGGGGGACGGUGAGGUUCGGAGGGCAGCUGCUCUCCUUCGACAUCGGGGAGCAGCCGGUGUUCGAGAUCCCCCUCAGCAAUGUCUCCCAGUGCACGACGGGCAAGAACGAGGUGACGCUGGAGUUCCACCAGAACGAUGACGCUGAGGUCUCGCUCAUGGAGGUUCGCUUCUAUGUGCCCCCCACCCAGGAGGACGGCGUGGACCCCGUGGAGGCCUUCGCUCAGAACGUCCUCUCCAAGGCGGACGUGAUCCAGGCCACCGGAGAUGCCAUCUGCAUCUUCCGGGAGCUGCAGUGCCUGACGCCUCGCGGGCGCUACGACAUCCGUAUCUACCCCACCUUCCUGCACCUCCACGGCAAGACCUUCGACUACAAGAUCCCNNNNACGACUGUGCUGCGCCUCUUCCUGCUGCCGCACAAGGACCAGCGGCAGAUGUUCUUCGUGAUCAGCCUGGACCCCCCGAUAAAGCAGGGCCAGACCCGCUACCACUUCCUUAUCCUGCUCUUCUCCAAGGAUGAGGACAUUUCCCUGACCCUCAACAUGAACGAGGAGGAGGUGGAGAAACGCUUCGAGGGGCGGCUCACCAAGAACAUGUCGGGCUCCCUCUACGAGAUGGUCAGCCGGGUCAUGAAGGCGCUGGUGAAUCGCAAGAUCACCGUGCCCGGCAACUUCCAGGGACACUCCGGAGCGCAGUGCAUCACCUGCUCCUACAAGGCCAGCUCGGGGCUUCUCUACCCGCUGGAGCGUGGCUUCAUCUACGUGCACAAGCCGCCCGUGCACAUCCGCUUCGACGAGAUCUCCUUCGUCAACUUCGCCCGCGGGACCACCACCACCCGCUCCUUCGACUUCGAGAUCGAGACCAAGCAGGGCACGCAGUACACCUUCAGCAGCAUAGAGAGGGAGGAGUACGGGAAGCUCUUUGACUUUGUCAACGCCAAGAAGCUGAACAUCAAGAACCGAGGCCUCAAGGAGGGCAUGAAGCAGAGCUACGACGAGUACGCUGACUCCGAUGAGGACCAGCACGACGCCUACUUGGAGAGGAUGAAGGAGGAGGGCAAGAUCCGGGAGGAGAACGCCAACGACAGCAGCGACGGCUCUGGGGAGGAGACUGACGAGUCCUUCAACCCCGGCGAAGAGGAUGACGAUGUGGCCGAAGAGUUUGACAGCAACGCCUCGGCCAGCUCCUCCAGCGGUGACGGCGACAGCGACCGGGACGAGAAGAAGCCAGCCAAGAAGGCCAAGAUUGUCAAAGACCGCAAGCCCCGCAAGAAGCAGGUGGAGAGCAAGAAAGGGAAGGACCCCAACGCUCCCAAGCGGCCGAUGUCGGCUUACAUGCUCUGGCUGAACGCCAACCGUGAGAAGAUCAAGUCCGACCAUCCCGGCAUCAGCAUCACAGACUUGUCCAAGAAGGCUGGGGAGCUGUGGAAAGCCAUGUCCAAGGAGAAGAAGGAGGAAUGGGAUCGCAAGGCGGAAGAUGCCAGGAGGGACUACGAGAAGGCCAUGAAGGAGUACAGCACGGGCAGCAAGGAGAGGUCUAAAAAGAAGAAGAAGAAGCAGGAGAAGCAAAUGAAGGGGAAAGCGGAGAAGAAAGGUGCCGCCUCCAAGUCUUUGUCCUCCACCAAGUCCCCUGCCAAGAAUAUGAGCGAGAGCUUCAAGAGCAAGGAAUUUGUCUCCAGCGACGAGAGCUCCUCCGGAGAGAACAAGAAGGAGGACUCGGAGGAGGAGGGAGUCGCCAGCCUGCCCCCCAGCUCGGAGGAGUCCGCGUCCGGCUCGGAUUAG
Messenger RNA from Nipponia nippon (crested ibis), 2103 nucleotides. The record is from RefSeq and is a predicted model, not a curated record. Lineage: Eukaryota; Metazoa; Chordata; Aves; Pelecaniformes; Threskiornithidae.